CAGUCAGUGUCGUGCAUGCAUUGCGAGUGAAUAUAAAUGUGAGCUAAGAUGAGCAAACAAACUGCAGCUUUGGUGACAUGUGAACAAUUUAAACUUUUUCUCCGUGAGAAUUUCCAAGAUUUUGAUGAUCUUAUAAACUUUUCUGCAGUUCGAGCCUUAGAUGACGGCGAAAACUAUAUUACUACGAUUAUAAGAAUUUGUGCCGAUAUAAAGCUGAAAGAUACAAGCCUCCAACGGGUGCAACUCAUACUAAAAAUUCCGCUGAAGGUUAAUGAAACAAAGGAGAACGAAAACAACGAAGAGAAAGUGCCAUCGUCAGCUGAUGAUUAUCAUGAAUUAUUUGUCACCGAAUCGGAUAUGUACGACAACAUCGUGCCAGAGCUAGAGGAGUUAUGUGCAAAUUUCGAUAACAAAUUGCAUUUCAAACCAAAACAAUAUCGUUUUGCUCACGAACUAACUUGCAAUUAUAUUCUUCUGGAAGAUCUUCAGGAGAGAGGAUUCGAAAAUGCACCAAGGCGAGAGGGUCUCAACGAAGAGCAUACUAAAGCGGUGCUUGCAAAGUUGGCGCAGUGGCAUGCUGCUUCCGCUAAGAGAGUUGAAAUAAGAGGCGAUUACCCAGAAGAGUAUGUAAACAGCUACUUCUCACAGCAGAAUUUGCCCUUUAUUGAAAAUAUGAAUGCUGCAUUCAAUGAGCCGUUUGCUCAAUGUUUGGAGAGCUAUGAUUUGCUGCUUCCUGAAAAGGAGGUCAUUUUGAGUUACAUGAAAAACAUGAAUGAAUUAUAUUUAAAAUUUGGCAAUAUCGAUGCACAAGCCUUUAAUGUUCUUAACCACGGCGACUUUUGGAUAAAUAACAUAAUGUUUCGACACAGCGAAGAUGACGAAGAGACAGUUCAGGAGGUGCUUUUCGUUGAUUUUCAGCUACCCAAGUAUGGAAGUUUCGCAAUGGAUGUAUUUUGCUUUUUGAUGACUUCGCCACAAUGGAACAUUAAAUUGAAAAAUUUUGACAAUUUCAUAAAUUUCUAUCAUACCGAGCUGAUUCGAAACUUGAAAACCUUAAAUUACAUGAGACCAAUACCUACACUCGAGCAGAUAAAUGCUCAACUGGAAAAGUAUGGUUUGUGGGCUUUUGUUUGUGUUCAACGGAUGCUUGCAGUGGCUUUACUAGAUCCCCAUGAAAAUUCCAACAUUGAAACUUUCAUGAGCAAUAAUGAGGCGGGAAAAGCUUUUAAAAAACGUAUGUUUUAUAAUCCCAAAUAUGUUCAGCAAGUGAAAGAAAUCUUGCCGUGGCUAAUAGAGAAGAAUUACAUGCAUUAUAUGACACAGAUCAUACUAUAUAAAGAGUUUAGGAUGUCAUCCGUAACCGAUCAAAAUCAGAAUGAAGCGUCAGAAAUAAAACCAGGUACAGGUUUCGAAAUUCCAAAAUGGUUAACGGCAGAACUAUUUGAAAAUGUUCUUAUCGAGUCCAUUCCGAAAUUUCGAAAAAUCACACAUUUUGAGGCUAAGCCCGCAUUGGCUGCUGGAGAAAACUAUGCCACUGUCAUGCUACGUAUUCAUAUAGACAUUGAAUUAACAGAUGCCUUAACGGAUUCGAUUUCGCUCAUGAUGAAGCUGCCGCAGGAAAAUGAAAUUCUUAAAGAUAUGAUGCGCAAGCAUAACAUUUUCGAAAUCGAGUACAAGAUGUACCAUGAAGUUCUACCCGAGUUCAAGAAGAUGUACGUAAAUGCCGGAGUCAAUGCAAUGUUUUCCGCGAGUUGUUAUAACAUCGAUACACCUUCCGAAUUUGGAGUAAUAUUGCUGGAAGACCUUCGACCACUUGGUUAUAAGAACGCCAAUCGAUUGGAGGGACUCAACUUGGUGCAUACAAAGGCAGUGCUUGAGCGUUUAUCGCAGUGGCAUGCUGCUUCGGCCACACGUGUCGAGACUAAAGGUAUAUUCCCGGAGAUGUUCAUUAAAGGUAUAUUCAGCGAAUCCCAGCGACAAAAUAUGGAAAAUUUCAGUGCAACAAUUGAAUCACAAUUUUUAUCCUCUGUAAAAACAAUUAAGGGUAGCGAAGAUUACAUGGACGACUUGGUUAAUGUUUUCGAUUAUAUUACCGAUUUAUUGUUCGAUACAUCAAAGUAUGAUCCAAAUGAAUUUAAUGUUUUGAACCAUGGUGACUGCUGGAGCAACAACAUCAUGUUUAAAUACGAUGCAGAAGGCAAAAUUGUAGACACGGUCCUCAUCGACUACCAAAUGGUGAAUUAUGGCUCUCCUGCGAAGGACUUGCUGUACUUCUUGGUAUCGUCUACCGCAUAUGAUUUAAAAGUCAAUAAAUUCAACUAUCUUAUUAAAUUCUAUCACGAAAACUUAGUGAAAAACUUAACAAUUUUGAAGUACCCCAAAAAAUUGCCGACAUUGAAAGAAAUUCAUUAUGCAAUUAUAAAAUAUGGAAUAUGGGGAUUAUCGACGUCUUUCGGUGUUAUGGCAGUGGCUUUAUUGGAAUGUAAUGACGAUUCUAAUAUAGAUAGCUUCAUUAAUGAUUCGGAUGCUGGUGAUCGGUUUAGAAAUUUGAUGUUCUCCAACCCCCGGUACCGCAAACAUUUGGAAAUUUUGCUGCCCUGGAUGAGCAAUCGCGGAGUUUUCGAAGUAUAAGUGUUAAUUACCUCAAUCCUUGCGUAUCGAAUGGGAAACACCGAGUGGUUUUGUAAAUACAAAUAGAUUGUUUAGGCAUUAAUGCCAUUCAAAUAAUCCAUUGGAGUACUAAACGCUCUUCUGUGAUGCAGCGGUGGGCCAACUCUUGUCUCUAUAUCUGCUUAUUGUAUCUCCGCACAAAUAUCAACGGAAAUAUGAAUGUUAAAUCAAGCUCACAUAAUAAAAGUUUUCGUAUUUUCUAUAAAUGUAUAACAUUGUAAGUCAAAAUUACAAUUGUAAUAAAAAGUAACUUUGCAAAACUAA
Messenger RNA from Bactrocera tryoni, 2934 nucleotides. RefSeq lists its product as uncharacterized. The coding region runs from base 49 to 2631 and encodes 860 amino acids. NCBI's taxonomy places the organism in Eukaryota, Metazoa, Arthropoda, Insecta, Diptera, Tephritidae. The transcript has 8 exons. The record is from RefSeq and is a predicted model, not a curated record.